AUGUUACGUGGCUUAGACACGCAACCUUGCCAUGAAAUACUUGUUUACGCGGCAGACAUGUUUGCCUGGACAUGCUGUGCGAUGUUGACCCAAAUACCUUCGGAGAAAGCCCUCGCGGCCUUGUUGUCACGUUCCUCGAACGUGUGCUUCGCUGUCUUCCCAUUCGCUGCCUUCUUGACAGCUGGCAUGGGCAGCAUAGUUCAGUGAUACCGCUGUCUCUGAGCUGUGCAGCGCUGUUCAGUUUUUCCACUGUUACUGUACCGAUCAACACAUAUGGACGAUCACUUCAGAAUUGUCGUUCCUAGUUGUUUCAUUCAGCCCAGAGAGCAGCCAUGUUUUGCCUUGCCUUUGCUCAAAUACAAGGUCCAGCCAUGCAGACCAUGCGGCCGAGCUCCCAUCUGUUUGUCAACCCUGAACUGACCACUUCGUCAAGUUCGUACUGUACGAUAACGUCCAGUAUGGACAGCAGUACUCGGUCCGAAUCCUUCCCGGGGGCCGUCCAACCGCAGAGGGUCAGUCCUGAAGAGUCCAUCUGUAACACGUUUUGGCGACCGCGGCUCACGUUCCACUCGUUCCAACACGGGCGCUCGCUGGUGGACUUCGGAUCGCUCUGGCCGGACGGCGAUCACUUGCGGAUACUGGUGGGAGAAAUCCACACCAACACGUCCCUACAGGGCGCUGUCCUGUAUCUGUGUAAGCUGGUCCUACGCUGUGGGCCUGUGAGAGUGUUGAAGGCUCUGGUAGAGCAAAAAAUCAUUGGUCCAGAUCAGAGAUUUGAACCGCUGGGAGGGACCAUGAUGCACCUGGCCUGCGUGGCACAGAAUCCCGAAGCUGUCAGCUACCUGACCUCUGUAGGGGUCAACCUCAAGGCACAGGACAGGAAUGGUCGAACAGCGGACCAGGUGUGUUACUGUCCCAGGACACGAAAGAUCCUUCAGCCCUUCAAGUCUGCCAUGCAGGCCGUCGCACAGCCCUCCCCCAGGAAGAAGUCCGUGGCCUACGUCAGCGUGCAGCAGAAACAAGACAUCUUCUCCCUCGCUGAGGAGGGGCACUAUGAUGAACUGCAGAUUAAACUUCAGACAAUGGAGUUUGAAGUAAACAAUGAGAAAAGUGCAGAGGGAGACUUACUUAUCCACAUAGCAGCUGCAGGGGGGGUUGAUCAGCUGGACCUGUUGAUGACCUUGGUGUGUAUUCAGGGUGCCGACGUCAACGCCUACAAUGGCAAAGGUCAAACCCCUCUCUGUAUCGCUGCCGACUUGGGCCACGCCAUCACAGUGGAGGUGUUGAUCUGUAUUCUGGGAGCUGAUCCUAACAAGUGUGACUUGGUUCGGGGAUGGACACCUCUACACUAUGCUGCCUCUCACAACUACAUGGACAUUGUCAGUUGUCUGUUGAAGCGAGGAGCAGAUGUGAACUUGGAGAGCUAUAACGGACUCCGACCAGAUGACGUGGCCAAGAGAUACGAGGCAGCAGACUGUACAGAGAUCAUUGGGUCAAAGAGAACAGAGAGAUGUCGGUACUAUCGGCACCUGGUGCAAGAGGGCCAGCUGCUGGGAAAGGAGCUUACCCGGAGAGAUCUGUUUGUAACAGACAUGACGGGGUCGACACUGCUGAUGGUCGGGGCUGAGAACAACCGCGUAGAGAACAUGCUGGUCCUGCUGGGCAUGGAGGACUGUCCUAUAGACGCACAGCACGAAAGGAGUGGCUGCACAGCAUUAGCUAUAGCAGCACGAGAGGGCCAUGCAGAGGCUGUGAGGACCCUGUUGGAACACGGAGCGAACCCCAGCAUCCCAGAUGUGGAAGGCCUGUUACCCCUGCACCAUGCCUGUAGGAACAGGUGCUUCAUUGUGGUGGAGAUCAUAUCACACUACAGGCAGGGACUCACGGGUUUGGAGCAAGCAUUGAAGUUAGCCACAACCCCAGAGAUUCAGUCAACUGUAAGGUAUGCCAUUGACAGGCGACAGUCAGAGUUAAUCACCCCCCUGCUGUUUGAAUGUGCCAUCAAUGGAGACGCAGACAGACUGUUCUGUACACUAGAGUCUGGGGAUGAGGUCAACCAGACAACUGGUGCAGGGGACUGGCCCAUGUACCUGGCAGCUGAGAAUGGCCACUUGGAUGUGAUGAAGAUCCUAUAUGAGAGGGAUGGAGAUAUCUCCAGACUGCACAAAGCCAGUAAGAACACAGUCCUACAUGUAGCCUGCAUCAGGGGGCACCUGCACGUGGCCAAGUAUGUGCUGCAGUUCUGCAGAAAAACACCAGGUGGCAGUCCUGCACUGCUGGAUGUCAAUGCUGUCAAUGCUGCUGGGCUCACAGCACUGCAACUUGCAGCUGAGAAAGGUUACAGCCGGAUUGUGCGCCUGCUGUUGCAGAACGGUGCGACCACCGCGCUGCUGGACUCGUACGGCGAGCUGUUCUCCUGCCCGCAGUACCAGGGCGUACAGAUGCUCAUCGAAACACACCGCAAACAGCACUUAGACAGGAUCCUUGAGUGUUUGGAGCAUCGAGACCUUUUGGAAGACGCCGGUAAACUCUUCAGUAUGCCCGAGAAACACACCCAUGCCUCGGGCCUGGUCUUCCUUGAAACUGUCUUCCAAGACUUUUGGAGGAAGUUGCAAAGGAUUAUGGACACCUUGAGGAACAAGAAGGGUCUCCCGCAGCUCAAGACGAUCUGGCAGCCUCCGUUUGACCACAACAUGCGUUCCCAGGACGGAGACACGCCCCUCAUGGUGGCUUGUUCCCAGGGUAACCUGGAGGUAGUGAAGUUUCUGUUGGAGUCAGCUGUGUAUGAGGACAGUGGUCUGUCAGAUAUGGACAGUAGUCUGUUUGAAGAUGACCUGUCAGAUGCAGACUCAGGCACGUGUGUGGAGGACUCCACACCUGUGGGAGCUUCCGCUUCUACUGUUACAGCCUCAGACACCACAGCUGUGAAGGAACGUUACAGCAGUCCACAGUUCCACCACACUGGAGAGAAGGAACUUCCCCAGCUCCCGUUUGCAGCUGAAAGCUCCCCCUCCCAUGAGAGCAGGAGACAGUCGAGGACAUCUGUGUCCAGUAGGUCAACGGCCCGUAGGUCGUUGUUCAGUGUGCAAGAGAAGGACCACGACAGCGCGGUGACAGAGCCGACCACAGACACAGCCUCCUUCACAUUCACUCCCUCCAAGUCCAAGUCUUCCAGCUCCAGACUGAAGGGGAGUCUCAGUAUUUACCUCGAUGGAAACAAGGUCUCCCACGUGUGUGCCGUGAACCCGCGUGACGGCUGCACGGCGCUACACCGCUCCAUCGAGAGUAAGCAGUGUAAGCCGGAGCUCGUGCAGGCCCUGCUGGAGUCGGACAGCUCCUGCAUCAACCUCCAGGACGAUACGGGAUGCACCGCGCUGCACCUCGCGUGCAGGCUCGGACACAAACCCAUUGUCAAAUUACUGAUGUCCAAUCAGCACGUGGACCUGAACAUGCGGACCCUGGAGGGACACCUGCCUGAAGAGAUGACCAAAACAACUCUCAUUCAAAAAAUGGUGGAGAAGGCUCGCGCAGAUGCACCCAAUAGCUCUAUGAUGAUACUUCUGGACACUUCAGCCAGCAGUGGUGGAGGUGCAAGUAUCGACUUCGACUCACUCAAUCUCAGAUUUGAGAGACUAAAGAAGGAACUAUAACAUACAAACUAGUACUAUAGAACCUUUAUUAUGCCACAUAUGGUAUGAAGCAAGUUUAAACUGUAAUUUCCAACACAACAAAUUGGACUCACA
Branchiostoma belcheri (Belcher's lancelet) is the source of this 3743-nucleotide messenger RNA. RefSeq names its product serine/threonine-protein phosphatase 6 regulatory ankyrin repeat subunit B-like. The record is from RefSeq and is a predicted model, not a curated record. The transcript has 24 exons. Lineage: Eukaryota; Metazoa; Chordata; Leptocardii; Amphioxiformes; Branchiostomatidae. The coding region runs from base 333 to 3650 and encodes 1105 amino acids. Gene Ontology annotation, molecular function: protein binding.